CUUCCACCGCUCAUCGUGCGCUCCCUAUACUAUGCCCACAUUGACCAUCACCUCAUUGCAGGCGCUGCGCUCGACCCGGUUGCGCGGCCCAGUGACCUCGCGGAGCUCAAUGCAGUCCUCCACACGUUCCUGUGCAGGACCCUCGGACUGUCCAACGUAUCCCUGCUGGUGCCCCUGUUCGUGUCGACCGGAAUCUUAAUCGCGGCGCGUUUCCUCCGGUCAGUGGCGCUGGGCCCCGCAGUACUGCCCAAGUUGGCGUUGGACACCGCACGCGAGCUCGCGAUUGCUGGCUCCCCCACCUGGUGGUCUGAUUUCCUGUGGUCGUUGCAUAGGCUGCCCACGGCG
Epithele typhae is the source of this 345-nucleotide messenger RNA. RefSeq lists its product as uncharacterized. The record is from RefSeq and is a predicted model, not a curated record. NCBI's taxonomy places the organism in Eukaryota, Fungi, Basidiomycota, Agaricomycetes, Polyporales, Epitheliaceae. The transcript has a single exon. The annotation marks the transcript as partial.